CCCGCGGACAAAUUUAACGAAAGUUCUCUGCGUCUCUCCCGUUUCCUACCCUGUUUGACCUAUACUUGGUGACGUGCACGGUGCUAAAGUAUAGCCUUCUCGGAUUUUUCAAUCGUCAAGUAUGUCUAUCUCAUUCCGCAUGCUGUAUGUACACGCAGAACUCUUGGAUUGCCUUUGUGUUUGUGUGUAUACAAAAUCAUUUUGACAACACCGGCGUUUCAGCCUUCAUAUUUUGUUUUGAUUUGGAUCAGACUAAAUAUAUUUUCAUUUGCGACUAUUAAAAGUGUAAAAAUGGCUUGCAAUCCGAACGAUCGUCAAUUUUCUGAGCGACAUGAUCAGCUUGAAAGAGAAUUAGACCAAAUGAUCGAAGAGGAGUGGAGAAUUUUGGGGCCUACUUUGUAUGAGGACGGUGGUGCUGAAAGUUUCCCUUGGCCGCUUAGACACUUUGAUACUGCUGCAUCAAAUACAAUUAACGUUGGUGGAGGAAAUAUUGAUUCUAACAGCUUGAUACACGGUGAUGGUAAUGUAAGUGGAGUAACAUUUAACAAUACUAACACAGUUAGUGGGAAUGUAGACAUAAACAGCAGUAUCAGUGUGGAAGAAGUGGAGUUUAGAGUCCAUAAUAGUUUUGAAGAUUUAAAUGAGGGUUUUAAUUGCGAUGAUACAAGAUCAUCAGAGGGACAUGACAAAUACAGCAAUUUGGGAGGAUUUAAGUCGUUCCAAGAAGCUUUAAAAUUCUUCUUUGUGGUGAGUCAUUUAUCCCGUGAAAAUUCCAAUUUGCUUUUGGCGAUCUUACGGAAGUUUUUAAGAUUAGAUCUUCCAAAAGAUUAUCGUACCAUCAUGAAGACACCUGCUUCGGUUAGGAAUCAAAUUGUUACGAUAUCAGCUGGUUCAUUGUGGUACCAGGGGGUAGAAACGGUAUUGAAAAAUUAUUUCAAAGAAGUUGAACCCGAAGUAUCACAUUUUAGCUUACAAGUUUCGGUUGACGGACUUCCUCUCUUUAAGAGUUCUGCUAACCAAUUUUGGCCUGUAUUAAUUAAAGUGGUAGAGUUGCCAAAUGCACCGGUUAUGCCCGUUGCCAUAUUUUGUGGCAAAAAAAAACCGGACAGCGUUGAAGAAUUUUUGCGUCCUUUUGUUGACGAAAUGAACUCUCUUAUUGAGAGUGGGAUGAACUUGGGAGAAAAGUUGAUAACUUUUUCCAUAAGUGCUUUUAUAGCAGAUUCUCCUGCAAGGUCAUUUAUAAAAGCUGUAAUGGGAUGCAACGCUCUUCAUGGUUGUACGAAAUGUACUGUUGUAGGAACCAAAGUUGAGGGUAGGGUAAUUUUUGAAUCCGUAGAUGCCUUAGUGCGUACGGACGCUGGAUUCCGAUUGAGAGAAGAUCCACAGCACCAUAAAGACCCACGUUCUCCUUUAGAGAAUAUUAGAAACAUUAACAUGAUUUCACACUUUCCUGUCAGUGAUCGCUUGCAUUUACUGGAGUUGGGCUGCACUCGUAAAAUCCUGAAAGGUUUGCUAGAACAUAUUUUUGAAAAUUUCUAUCGGUGGUCUCCGCAACAAAAGAGAUCAAUAAAUGCUUAUGUAAUUUCGGUAAAACUUCCAAGUGAGUUGCAUCGUGCUUAUCGGUCCCUAUACAAUUUAGCUUUUUGGAAAGGAACCGAGUACAGGACGUUUCUGCACUAUAUAAGUCUAAUUAUAUACAAAGAUUUUAUGUAUGAAGCAGCAUAUAAGCAUUAUUUGUUAUACUUUUCCGCUAUUACGAUAUUUUCAUCGUUAGCUCACAAGAAGUAUUGGCCGAUUGGAAAACGUUUUUUAAACAAAUUCGUACUUGAUUUUCAUGUACAUUAUGGUCGUUCGAAUUUGGUGAGCAACGUCCAUAACUUAAUUCACAUAUAUGACGAAGUUCUAGUAAAUGGACCACUUGACAGUUUUUCGUCAUACCCAUUCGAAAACCAUUUACAGUUUCUGAAGAAGUGUAUUAAAUCGGGAACUAAAUGUUUGGAGCAGGCAGCUGGCAGAUUGUAUGAAUAUGGUGCAGUUCAUACACUUGAAACAUCCGUGCCUAAAACAUAUCCUUGGAUAAAAGUAGAUGGAUCUACGGUGCACGUAACGGAUAGUUUUCUUCUUUCACCGAAUGUUAAAGAUCAGUGGUUUUUGACAAAAAAUUACGGUAUUGUAAAAUUUUUGUCUGCAUAUAAAAAUGAAGUACAUUCGAUUGUUUUGGUUGGAAUGCAAUAUUCUAGCAUGAAAGAAUUGUUUAAUAUUGAAAUGAUGGAUGACACCGGGAUUCUUGAAAUGUCAUCCGCCGCUUUAGGAAUGUUUAAGGUAGACAGUAGCACUCUUUCAGUUAGAGUAGAAGUACCUAUUAGAUUAGUCAAAUGCAAAUUAGUUAUGGUUCCCUUGCCUUCUCGAUCUCUUUCCCUCUUUCCUCUUAACCGUGAUCCAUCUGAUGCAUGUGCUUACAUUCCUUUACUGCAUACUUUCCAGCCCUAGUAGCCUUUGCACUUUUAAUACACAUAAUAUUGGUUUCGUCGUUAGUCUCAUUUUUAUAUCAUGUAUUUGUACGUAGUAGUAGUACAGUAGUACUAGCUGUUUUUGGUAAAAAUUUCAUUUUUAAAAAGUUGUGGCUUAAUUACAAUAUGGUUGUGGUGUUAAAGUAGUCAGAGAAAAUGAUGAUGAUGAUAAUUUAUCUUUAAUUUAACUUCUUUUAAAAAAACAAAGAGUCGUGAAUAGUUCUGAAAAUUGCGCGCGUUAUGCUGGCUACAUUCUUGUUGGUGAAUGUCCAGUCGUAUUACAUUUUGUUAAAACCGUUUUUGUCUCAGAACUAUGCAUGGGAAUGAGGGCGGGACAUCAUCAUCAUUUUAAUGUAACUAUGUAUGUUUGUAUCAUGUAGCAUGCCCGCUAAUUCGUCUAUGUUUCAAUGAGCCUAGUCGAAGAAACUAACAACGUGUAGGAUAAAGAUCGUAAACAUAACCAGGACAUUAAAUUCUCAGGAUGGAUGAAGGAGCGGAAAGGGACCACACUAUGCUAGGAAACCUAGAGAGGACGAAAUAGGAAUGUACAGUAAAAGGUUAUCAGCAAACAAAAGUUUAAUCCGCCUGCCCCAGCGCAGAACUUACUAUCCAGCUAUGGUCAAAACGAAACUAAGGAAUUCCUGAUGAAAUCCUUUCAUCCUUAACUAUGUCAAAAAGAUAAGUAGAAGUUUAUCUUGCUCGUGUGAUUGACUUAUUUAGUCGUUCAUUCUUAUUAGUCACGUGUUAUUAGUAUAACAUAUCUUGAAAGUGUCAGGUGUUUCACAAUCAUUUUCAUAAAACAAGCGUCUAGUCGUUAGCGAGAAAGUUUGUAAUAUCAGUAACAUUAGUAUAAAUCGUUUAACAUAUUUUUAUUGCAUGCAAUUAUUAUGUACUAACAUUUAUUAUUAUAAAACAC
Molecule: messenger RNA, 3426 nt
Organism: Anopheles funestus (African malaria mosquito)
Lineage: Eukaryota; Metazoa; Arthropoda; Insecta; Diptera; Culicidae
Exons: 2
Coding region: 292-2490 (732 amino acids)
Source: RefSeq, a predicted model, not a curated record